UCAGCGGCCAGUGUUGGAAAAGGCUGGACACGCUUACGAGCUGAGGCAAAACAGAAAAUUACGGCAAAAAAGCACCGCAAACGACCCGCAACGCCAUGAACUCGGCAACAAAGGUUGGGGAGAUAUUCACGGCCGCCGGACAGGCGUUCAGCAGACUUGGCGACCUCACCAUGCAGCUGCAUCCCAACGCGGAGUCGCCGUCGGGGAAGUGGACGGACGAGGAGAUCGACAUGCUGCACUCGUCCAUCAUGCGCUUCUCGGACGACCUGAGCAAGAUCAGCCUGAGCAUCAAGAACCGCACCGUCUCCCAGAUACGACAGGCGCUGAAGAAGAAGGCCUUCGAGGACGCGGGCAUUCCCGCCAAGCAAGUGCCCGUCCAGCAGGUGCAACACGUCAUCCAAACACUGCCUCUCAUUCAGCCGCAGCAGCCUCCCCAGCAGUCCCAACAGCAGCCGCAGCAGCCACCACAACAAGUAUUCAAGACACAGCCCAUCCAGCACGUGCAGUUGGUCGCGCAGCCGAAGCAGAUCAUCCUGCAGCAGCCGCUAGCGCAUCCACAGACCACCGCCACGACAGGAACGACGGUGACCGUCAAGCAGUACCAGCAGAUGCAAAAGGCCGCGGCUCUGGCGGCGGCACAGGCAGCUGCUUCAGCGGCGGCCAACACGCCAACCAUCACGGAAAACAUCAUUAUCCAGCAGCCCACGUCCACAUCCACAGGAUCGGCGGCGGCGGGAACGACGACGGUGGUGCUGCAACAGCCCCUGGCCGUCUCUACCUGCUCAUCCACGCAGAUCGUGCUGCCUGUGGGUGGUCCGGUGGUGUCCACAGUGCUCUCGCCGACGGUUGUGAUUGCCGACGAUGUCGUGAGUACCACCUCCACUUCCUCAGUGACGACUGCCACGGGGGCGGUGGGAACGGUUUCACUGGUGGCACCUGGGGCAGCAGGAGGUGCUGCUGGAACGGGCACCGGCACGGGAACGGGAGCUCCAGCGGGCCUCAAGUGCGGGCCGGACGUGUCCAUGACCCUGAACCGCAUCAAUGUGCAAGAAAACGAGGUGGACGUGGAGGAGUGCCUUCCCGCCGAGGUGGUCAAGCUGGACUUUGUCAGCGAGGAGGUGGCCGGGUGAGGUUCAAGCCCUCGCACUGGGCUGGACUUCUUCUACUAGAUCCUGCAGUCGCAGUCGCAGUCGCAGCCGCAGAACGAACGAAUCAUGUUAAAUGGACGGAACACGCAGCCGCUACAAAUC
Messenger RNA from Drosophila kikkawai, 1250 nucleotides. RefSeq names its product transcription initiation factor TFIID subunit 12. Gene Ontology annotation, cellular component: MLL1 complex; NURF complex. Lineage: Eukaryota; Metazoa; Arthropoda; Insecta; Diptera; Drosophilidae. The record is from RefSeq and is a predicted model, not a curated record.